This is a messenger RNA of Oryzias melastigma (Indian medaka), 4643 nucleotides long. It is a transcript of the gene b3gat2, whose product is annotated as beta-1,3-glucuronyltransferase 2 (glucuronosyltransferase S). Gene Ontology annotation, cellular component: Golgi membrane. Gene Ontology annotation, biological process: carbohydrate metabolic process; chondroitin sulfate proteoglycan biosynthetic process. NCBI's taxonomy places the organism in Eukaryota, Metazoa, Chordata, Actinopteri, Beloniformes, Adrianichthyidae. The record is from RefSeq and is a predicted model, not a curated record. Gene Ontology annotation, molecular function: galactosylgalactosylxylosylprotein 3-beta-glucuronosyltransferase activity. The transcript has 4 exons. Bases 542 to 1438 code for a protein of 298 amino acids.
UGUUUAUUCUCUGAAGACACUGAUGCGCACAACAACGCCUUUCUCCUCUGCUCUCCUCUCUCUGCCCUCCCCAGGUUCCCUCUCGUCUGCUCCAUCUCUCCUCCUCCGCUCAGCACCUGCUCCUCCCCUCCUCGCUUGUUAUCCUCACAGCAGCUCCAAGCAGCAGCAGCAGCAGCAGAGCUCCGACCUCUCCGGGUGAUGCUCUUCGCUGGCGCACAGAUCUGUGGUUCAUCAUCAGCGGGGUUCGCUCCAGCCCCGCUCUCCUCUGGACCGGCUGGUGGGAGGACGGCGGUGAUGAUGGGAGAGUGAGAAGCAGCAGCAGGAGGAGGAGAGGCAGGAGUCCCAUCCGACAGAGGAGCAGGGGGAGGACGGAAGCGGUCCCGCCGGGACGGUGGGCGCAGCGGAUGGAAGAAUAGUUUGCUAUGGACUCAGUGCGCCGUUUUCGGGGUUUGGCGCACAAAGGAGGAGCGCGGGAUUGACUGAGGGGGCUUUCUGCUAUGUGAUGGAGUGACAGGAGGAGGACGGGAACUUCAGCUUCGCCAUGAAAUCUGUGUUUUUGAGCCGUUUCUUCAUCCUCCUGCCCUGGAUCCUCAUCGUCAUCAUCAUGAUCGACAUCGACAGUAAGAGAGCGGUCCGGAGCCCGGCGGCGGGCCGGCACAGCAGGGCGCCGCAGGCCGUCCGAGCCGGUGGGUCCAACCACUCCGCCCUGCCGAUCAUCUACGCCAUCACCCCCACGUACACGCGCCCGGUGCAGAAAGCGGAGCUGACCCGGCUGGCGCACGCCUUCCGCCAGGUGCCCCGCUUCCACUGGAUCGUGGUGGAGGACUCGACGGUGCGCACGGAGCUGGUGGCGCGCUUCCUAGCCGGCUGCAGGGUGCCGUUCACGCACCUGCACGUCUUUACGCACCGGAGGUUCAAGCGCGUGGGGAUGCCACGCGCCACCGAGCAGCGGAACGCGGCGCUCGCGUGGCUCCGGCAUCACCGGAGCCGGCGGGACUCCGGCGUGGUUUUCUUCGCGGAUGACGACAACACGUACAGCCUGGAGCUGUUUGAGGAGAUGCGAAGCACCCAAGGUGUUUCUGUGUGGCCUGUGGGGUUUGUGGGCGGCCGAGCUUACGAGCGCCCCCUGGUGUCGGGGGGUAAAGUUGUGGGCUGGUACACCGGUUGGAGACCGGACAGACCCUUCGCCACAGACAUGGCAGGCUUCGCGGUGAAUCUUCAGGUCAUCCUUGCAAACCCCCGCGCGCAGUUCAAGCGGGGAGGAUCCCAGCCAGGGAUGCAGGAGUCCGACUUCCUUAAGCAGAUCACCAAGGUGUCCGAGCUGGAACCCAAGGCCAACAACUGCACACGGGUGUUGGUUUGGCACACUCGCACAGAGAAACCUCACCUCGCCAAUGAGCCCAAACACCGAAAAGACUCGGUGGUCAUCGAGGUGUGAUCGUUCCACUAACAGCAAAGACCUUUUCUGUCACGGAGGACGGACUUGGUGGAACGGGCCGCCUCGGAUUGUGUUCACCACACAGACUGGAAGAGCUCACACCAUCGUUUUCAAUGCACUGAUAUUUGAACUGAACCAGAAGUGUAAAAUAUCCAGUUUUAAAAAGAUUAUUCUAAUUUUUUUUUAAAUGUCUCCGCGUAUGAAGUCCCAUGAUAAAUCGGUACUGCUUAUAUUCAAAGACUCAAGACAAAAUGGACUCAUCUGCUGCAUCCCGACUCCUUUGUUCUCUGUGUGUUAUUGUUGUCUGAAUACAGCAGGUUUGAAGCUUGUUGGAGGACUGGAGGGAAUUAAGGAGUUGAACAUUUAGCAAACAAAUUUGUCUCUAUAAAGAAAAUAUUUACGUCUCAAACUUGAUGGUAAAACUUUUUCACAUUUUUGGAAUUAGAUAUAGUUUACUCAGCAUGCUAAACACCAAAGUGGUCUCUCACUGGGAAGUGACAGCUAGUGAUUAGAUAAUAUGUAAACUAGAAUCAAUUUUUUAUUGAAGCCACAUUUAACGGGCCUUUCUUAAGCAAAAUUUACUUAUUUGAGCUGUUAAGUGUUUUAGUUCCUCAUGAAAAAACCCUCUAAAGUGGGAUUUCUUCUCCUACCAUGUUCUCUGAGCACUAGCCCCUCCCAAUGCACGAAAAUGAGUAGGUCCUCACCUUGUGAUGUCACAAAGUGGUGAACAGCCCCUUCCAGGAAGAGUCUGCGGAAGCACCGCCCCCAGGCACACCUACAUCCGUUGGUCAGCAAAACGUUUUUAUUUUAGUGUCAUUUUCAUGUUUUUGUGGGUGAAACCCAGACAUGCUGCCGAGGCCGGUUCCAGAUUGAUGUCAUGAAAUGGGCGGCACCCACAAGGAGGGAAAGGCGGAGCCUCAGAGAUUGUCUUAUUUCCAGGUAGUAAAAGUAGCUUGCAAAAAUGACUUAAUAAAAAAUGUGUUCUUUUGUGUGCCAAAGAUAAUAUAUUAUCAUGUAUAUGGAUAUAGUUUACUCUGAAAAGAGCUUAGAAUAGCAUGAUAUAGGCCCCUACAUUUAUAUUAAUGAGCAUCCUUUUAAGUUUUGGGCUAAAUGUCCUUUGGGACAUUUCAUGCAACAUGCCCAGUUGUGUGACAUCCAUGAACUCAUAGUGAUAGAGUCUCAUUUAUGUCUGCAGUCAGUAAAAAUAUAUAGAAGAGAGCAGAUUCCUAUUCUUGGAAACAACAUUAUAAUGUCUUCAAACUCUAUUUUUUGGAUUUCUUAUUUAUGUUAGGUUGAAUCUGCAACACAAAACAUAUGAAAUGUUCAUAAAAUAGAGUUUAGGUGGAAUCCUAGAUUUUUUUAACAUGUUUUUUUAUAUAUAUGACACAAAUAUUAAUGAUAGAUUCCUAUUUUAGUCUCCAGUCACAGUUUUGUUUCCCAACACUUCACAAAUUUUAGUCACUUUCUGAUUCAAUGAAACUAAAUUAACGACAAACACUAGAUUUAAGACGUCUGUCUGUUCAUGAUUGUGUGAGGAUAUGACUGAGCUCCAACAGCUCAUGAGUGGCAGGACACACAAUUGUAAAAGUGUAUCCAAAAAUCAAUUUUCACCUAAAAUCAGGAUGCAAAAAAAAAAACAAUCUCACCACUUACUGCUGAAUUCACCUAGCAAGAUUCCCAAUUAGUUUCAAAGGCUCUGUAAAUGUUUUCCUCUACUAAAACUCCAGCCUUCACUUUAUAUGGUGAAAAAAAACAGAUUUUGUCAAGCUUUCACAUAAACUUCAGUAGAAAUCCUGAGGAAAUUGAGUUUUUAUGCUGUGCUGUAAAAGGGCAGCGCAAUUUUCUCGAUUUCAUCGUAGCUUAAACUGAUAAAGGUCAGCCUGAAGGUAAGAGAUGCAGCCGGCUCAGGAGCCUCACGUACCAAACUCGGAGUGACUUCACGUCUAAAAGUGUGCACCUGAAAAUCAAAUACCCAGGUUUCUUUUUUGUGGUUUUUACAUUUUAGAAAUUUUCAGUCUCAUUUUUCUUCUGUCAUGGCAUUUAUACUCAUGCUUACUCAAAAACGAAUGUUAAUACUUGUAUGCUGGCGUCACUACUAAGAAAAAACUGCAAAGAUGCUCAACAUGACAGACUGUCAAACUUAAAACAAUUUAAAUCCACUGAAGUCUAUUUCAAUAGAUACGUUUAAGUUCUUGAAUUUAAUAAAAGUAUUCUUAAUCUCCAAUAUUAAAGCAAAAGAUUCUAUUAAAACUACAAAAGUAAAAAUAAUUUAAAGUUAUAGGCAAACACAAUAAAAUCAUUUGAUCUCAUCAGAUUUAACAAUUAAAUAAAUCCCUAUGAAAAAAAAAAAACUAUUUAAUUUCUUUAACAAAAAAACUGACCCAAAAUGUUUGGUACCAUCAGAACUCAACGACCUGCAGCACUUAAUUCUGGGUUCAGGAGCAACAUAAAUGAAUAUUUUCUGUAUAAUAUGUCUAUAUGCAAAAAUGUUAUUUAUUCUUUCAGAUGUUGAUUUGCCCCAUUUCCUCUAGCCUCACUUUUCAAAUUAUCUGUAUAAUAAGCCCAUAUUAUCAUGCCUCCACUUCUGUGCUUUACACUUAUUUUGAGAUGUUUCUACCUAAAUGUUCUGUUUGGUUCUGAUCUGAAGAUGUUAUUUUAUAAGUUUUGUGGUUUUCUGCAAUGUUGUGUACAUAUUUGUUGUUGUUUAAUUUCUGUUUAAAUGAAGUGUUUCUCCCAGUAAAUUAAAUGUGUCAGAGCGGCAAACUAACAAACAGCUGCUUUCAUAGUGAUGCCACAAAUGUUAUCUUUGUUAUGACAGAAAAAAAAAUAAUCGCUGAUGUAAAACAUAUGUUGCUGAUAUAAGAUAAAACACUAAAACUCACAAUUUUUCCAAUCAGGUCUUUUCACAAUUAAUAAAUGAGACUAUAGCUUCAUAAGAAUAACUGGAUGACUGAACACUUUGAACAGGACCUGAUCAGGUCAUCAUGGGUUAGUGAUCAAAUGAACGACACAGAUGGAGCAUGUUACGUUGUAUUAUUUGUCUUUUUCAGAAGUUACCCUGAAGUGUUGCAGCAAUUUCUGAGCCUUAGAACAAUCUCCCCACAUUUGUUCUCUUUGCCAUCAGAUGUACAAAUAAAAUAUAUAUAUAUAUCCAACAAGAGCUUAAAAUAUUUGUUUUAUUUAAAAUAAACUCAUUCUGGAAGUG